Glycine soja is the source of this 1107-nucleotide messenger RNA. RefSeq names its product TLC domain-containing protein 2-like. Gene Ontology annotation, cellular component: plasma membrane. The transcript is spliced from 4 exons. The record is from RefSeq and is a predicted model, not a curated record. Gene Ontology annotation, biological process: regulation of membrane lipid distribution; phospholipid homeostasis; membrane assembly. Lineage: Eukaryota; Viridiplantae; Streptophyta; Magnoliopsida; Fabales; Fabaceae. The annotation marks the transcript as partial.
AAAGGAGCAGCUUGGGAUGCGAAGAAGCAAUGGGUGGAGACAUUCUUCUUAGCCACUCUCAUUCUCUGGCUCGCUUCCCUUUGUUUCCAGAUUUUCUUCAACAAACGUUGGGAGCUUCUCUCUGUUAUCGCGGGUUGUUUCUUCUAUCAGACAUCUAACUGCCUCAUCCGAUUCUUCUUCUCCACCCAUAAAGACCCUCUCUUCGUUAACACCUCUGUCUCUCUUCUCCACUCUCUCUUCACCUCCGCUUCAGUGAUCUUCAUCUUGUUCAGAGAGUUAUGUAAUGGGCCUAGUGGAAUGUUUGACCACUCAAAGUUGGUUGAAGAUGCUUGGCCAUGGGCAUUUGAAGCGUUGAGCUUUUCAUGUGGCUACUUUGCAUAUGAUCAGUGGGAUAUGCUUCGUUACCGCUUAUAUAAUGGUUGGAUCCCAUCUAUCCUUGUGCAUCAUCUGGUUCUCCUUAUUUGCUUCACUCUUGCUUUGUAUCGAAAUGUUACCAUCAACUACCUUAUUCUCACUCUUAUCUGUGAGCUGCAUUCCAUCUUUCUUCAUGUGAGAAAAGUCAGACGAAUGGCCGGUGUUCGGGAUGCAAAGAGCAUUCUUGUUAGGUUAGAGUGGUUUCUGAAUUGGGUCACCUUCUUUGUGGCAAGAUCUGCACCUCACAUUCUCAUCACAGCCAAGCUCAUCAAGGAUGCUCACAAAUUUGAAAAGGGUAUGGAGCUGCCACUGGCUCUGUGUGGCAUGGCUGGGAUGAAUUUGCUCAACAUUGGUCUUGGCAUUGAUCUCCUUAAAGCUUUUAAGAGAGAGAGGAAGUCCCAGCUGGGUAAUCUUCAUCACCACCGUGAAUGAAAAGAGAGAAAAGUCCAAUACUGUGUAAUCUUCACCAAAAGUGAAAAACGGAGGGAAAAUGAAACACAACAUGCAUGGAGAGUGAUUGUAUGUACGAAUAUGUUUGGUCUCUUAUUUUUUCAGAAUACAACACAAAUAGAUUAUUUGUAAUUUCCUCUUAACAAUUAAUUUUGAAGCAUCAAGCAUGUAUCCUGAUGAGUUUUUAUGUACCAACCUUUCCUUGGUUAUUCCAAACCAAGGUGUAAAAUGCUUUCCAACUCA